GAAUACCGCCUGCGAGUUCAGUGCGUCCGCGAUCGUCCGUCAAGCGGAGUUCGUCAACGUAGACAGUAGCUGCCAAAGUUAGCUACCACGUGCAGCCGGUAGCACCGAGAGUAAAGGACAAUUCUAAUUUCGUUUGAUGCUUUACUAAAAUUACAAGUCUUCUUCUUUCCGUUCUCGAAGUUCAGUACCAUGGAAAUAUAGUGUCGCAAUAUUUCAAUAUAUUUGGCUAUUUUUGCUUCUAGUGUAUUUUUAUACCUAACUCGGUUAAUCUUCUAUCCGGCUUUCGUUUUCUUAGUUUGAGUGGAAUUGCAAAAACCGAUGAUCAGUGAUUUAUAUAAAUAAGUGUGCGGUGAUACGGUUCAAAAUGCAGAUCCACGUAGUGAUGCUUUUUUGCGCUUUUACAAGCAUCACAAUACCGUGGACUAAUGGGUUCAACGUUGAGACUAAACACUGCACAAUUUACAAUUGGGCCGAAAAUUCCAUGUUCGGAUUUGCAGUUUCCGAACAAGUGGAUAGAUAUAAUCGUGGAUGGGUUAUAGUCGGUGCGCCAGCUGCGCAAACUAGGCAAGAGGGCGUGGAAAAAGGAGGUGCAGUAUACACCUGUCAUUUCGCUACUGACAACAACUGUUCGCAGAUCAACUUCGACCCAGAGGGGAACAUGUGGAACGCGAAAAUAGGGGCGGCCUACCAAGUGGACAACAAAACGGCCCAAUGGUUCGGAGCGACAGUUUCAACGACGGACGAGGUGGACGGACCCAUACUGGCCUGUGCACCGAGGUACUUAUGGUUCACCAGUUCCUUCGCGGCACGAGAACCGGUCGGCACUUGCUACAUUACCAGCCACAGUUUUAGCGGUUCGAAAGAAUUCUCACCCUGCAGAACGAGACUCACGGGCUACCACAGGCAGGGAUCUUGUCAAGCUGGAUUGGGCGCCGCCCUCUCAAAGGAUGGUAAAAGAGCGUUCAUUGGUGCCCCUGGUAGCUACUACUGGCAAGGUCAGGUGUACUCAAUCGCCAGCGAAGCUGAAUUUGAAUAUUUACCCCCCGGACGCGGAUUCUUCGGAUCUGCAGGUCAAGUAUUUUCAAGUGGAUCGGGAGGUGAACCGCCGGUGUCAUUCACGAAGGAAAGCGGACCCGAAGAUGACGACUCUUACCUCGGCUACUCGGUCGCUUCGGGUGAUUUCGAAGGCAACGGAAAACAAGGAGCAGCCGUUGGUAUGCCCAGAAGCUACAAUCUACAUGGAAAGGUUGUACUACUAAGAUCGGAUAUGACGACCUGGCACGCUAACUUGACCGGCGACCAGAUGGGCGCUUACUUUGGAUACUCGGUUAUUGCCUGCGACGUAAACGGAGACGGCCUGGACGAUCUGGUUGUCGGAGCGCCUAUGUUUACGAUAGAAGACGACCCGAAGAUGACCUAUGAAACCGGGAGGGUUCACAUAUUUUACCAAGGGAUGGUAGAGGAUCCUGUUCAGAAGUUCAGCGAGUCGGAAACCAGAGACGGCGUCGAGAACAGAGGCAGAUUCGGACUAUCCCUGGCUUCGCUGAAGGACAUUGAUCUCGACGGUUAUCAAGACUUCGCGGUUGGCGCUCCUUACGGUGGUCCGGACGGCCGGGGUGCGGUCUACAUCUAUCACGGUUCGAAGACCGGUGUUUUGGAGAAGUACUCCCAGGCGAUAUACGCCUCGGUAAUGGAGCGGCCGGUCUCGACCUUCGGGUUUUCUAUCGCCGGCGGUAAGGACCUGGACGACAACUAUUACCCGGACAUCGUCAUCGGUGCUUACGAAUCCAGCAGCGCAGCCUUUUUCCGUUCGCGACCGGUAAUCAAGAUAGAAGCCUACGUGGAGUUCAUUUCUCAGUCCAAGUCCGUGUCGCUCGAGAAUCGAGAAUGCACCCUGAGUGACAGAACCACCGUGUCUUGUCUUAUGCUAAGUGCUUGCCUAAAGUACACUGGCCGGGGGGUGGCACCGAUAUUCCGUUUCAACGUCGAGUACGUCCUAGACACGAAGAAGCCGAAUAACCCUCGGCUCUUCUUCAUCGAGCACGAAUCGAGGAGUUCGAUAAAUCAGUCGUUUGAACUGAGCAGCAACAAUUUGUUAUGCAAGAAUUUCAGCGUCUACGUAUCUCCGAAUAUCAGGGACAAGCUGACGUCGAUAGACGCCGAGAUGCGGAUCAGCCUAGUCGAGCAGCAAACCUUCGCCGAGGAAAGGCGAAACCCAUUGGCCGAGCUGAGACCGGUGCUCGGUGCGUCGACUUCGCAGCCCGACUCGAUCUCGAUAAUGAAGAGCUGCGGCCAGGACAACGUCUGCAUACCGAAUCUCGAGUUGUACGCGACAAAGAGCGUCGAGAAGUAUCUCCUGGGUUCCGGAAACAGGUUCGAACUCGAUAUCGUGGUACAGAACACGGGAGAGGACGCGUUCGAGGCUACCUACUAUUUGCAGUUGCCCAAAGCUAUCGACUACAUUAAAGUUGAGCAGAUCGACAAGAACGAGAUACUGGUACUAUGCUCGGCCCCGAACUUGAAGAACAACAACACGCUGAAAUGUGAGAUCGGUAACCCAAUGCCGAGUGAAAAGCUGGUCCACUUCAAAGUUAUACUUCAGCCGAUAACCACUCAGGAUAUGAAACUGAGCUACGACCUUGACAUGACCGUCAACACGACGAACCCCGAAGACGAUGGGACUCGGGCGGACAACACCGUCCGUUUGACAAUGCCGAUUUGGGUACAGACCGAGCUCUUCAUCGAAGGUAAGAGCAAGCCCAAGGACCUGUACUUCAACUUCGAGAAUUACACGUCGGAAAACAUCACUACCGAAUUGGAAUUCGGACCGCUUCUUACGCACAAUUAUACCAUACGAAACGACGGUCCAUCCCAAAUUCUUGAGGGGGAGGCCUUCCUGAUAUGGCCAGCGCAGACCCUCGCCGGUGAAGAACUCAUAUACUUGCUCGAGCAGCCCGAGACAUCUGGAAGGAUCGAGUGCGCGACUGCAAACGCUAAUUACCUUAGUCUGACGCUCGACGACAAGCGCAGAAGACAGUCGUAUGCAGGUAUGGUUGGAGGAUACUCGAGCGGUGGAAGCUUCGACAGAACCAAUCAGGUUACGGUGGAUGAAAGACGCUGGCAACAGAACGAAGGUCAGACUGACGACGAUCUUCUGGUCGUGAAGAAUUCGCAGACGCAGACCAGCGGUGGAUACUCGAAGAGCCAUACGGCAUCCGAAAACUACAAAGUCGAAAGCGGUGGCCAGAACAAUUUUGCGGUUGAAGAUCGUUCUUUCAACGGCGGCGGAAGUCAGUCGACGGGAGUGUUCACGGGGUCGAAUGAGGGUUCGACUCAGAUCCACGGCACUAGAUUCGAGGAACCGAUGGAACCGGGAAUGGAAAGAGGUCAGAAGUACAAGAGCGAAACUACUUACUCGGAAACUCGUGGAAGUGGUAACAAUAAGAAUUUCGCAAUUGGAGGCGAUUCUGUCACCGGCGGCGGAAGUCAGUCAAUGGAAAUUUUCACGGGGUCGAACGGAGGGGCUACUCAAAUUCAGGGCACUAGAUUCAAGGACUCUGUUGAACCAGGGAUUGAAAACAGGAAUCAAUUCGGCGACAUCACCUACGCAGAGACUCGUCACAGCACUAGGCGCAACCAUUCCGGAGGAUUUCAGCACGGAUGGAACGACAUGCGAGGUACGGAGGAGAAAGUUAGCGGGACAAACGUGAAUCGCGACGGAUAUUUCAGAACGGGAAUUUACGACAGUGGAAACAGAGGACAGGUUGAGACGGAGGAGACAAUCAAUCUGAACAACGGACAGGAAUAUUCACCGACCUACAAAGACCGAAGCGAGCAUUCAAGGGGCGGUGAAAACUCGGAACGUGAAAACUUCUCCGGAGCAUCGGGACGAGUGAUUACGGAAAACGGCGAACAGCGCCAGUGGGGGAGUUCCAGGAUCCCAAACGUCGCGGCUUCCCAGGAACUGGAAAAGUUUUUCUCGAACAUAAACCGGGAGUCCACGGCUAUAGCGACAAACACAAGAAACGGAAUGGAGUAUGUCCAGCUUGAGAGUCGGUUCAGGGUGGCCAACGGCAAGGCUUACAUCCAGUUCAAAAACGGCGAAGUUUUCGAGCUCCUAGACAGCCGUGGAAGCCCGAGCUAUACCUCGAGUCAGGAACAAGAUAGCCGGUGGCAAAGUCGCGAAGGUCGCUUGGAAGGUGGCACGGACGGUCUCGUCUACGUCGUGCUUGCGGACGGCCGCAAGUUCCGUAUUCCAGGAACUUACACGUACCAGCGAAAGGAGACCAUCACCAUCGGCGGCGGAGUCCCGCAGGAAUCAGUUUCCGGAAACUGGGCAUACGGGAGGCAGAUUACCCACACUGGAGAAUCUGCAGGGAACGGUGGAGGUUUCGGUGCCGAGGGUAACGCCUGGCGACAGGAGUCGUCGUACGAGUCAACUUACGACUCGGGACGGAAGGUGGUUAGCGGAACGCGGAGAGUUGGUUUUGAGGACCAGGGUGAAUUCAGCGAUGACAACGUCCCCGCCACCAGAACCGACGAACGUAUCAGGAGCCGAUACCGGAGGGAGACUGACGACCUGAAUAUCGCCGAGUUCAGGAAAUUCGAACACCGUAGGACCGGCAGAAAUCGCAGGGCCGACGAGCCUGAGCUCAAAGCUGAGAAUAUCGAGGAGGGGCGGGUUCAGAUGUGCAAAACCGCAAAGUGCGUUAACCUUCGAUGCACGAUUGGGCCGUUGCUCAAGAACGAGGAAGUUUGGAUCGCCAUGCGGUCGAGGAUCAAGGCUAAAACGCUCAAGGAAAUUGCGUUCAACGACAAAGUCGAACUCUCCACUCAGCUCGUUGCCCGCGUCACGCGUCAACCCUUCAUCGGCGACCUUGCUAAACCGAUCGACAAAAGCUACGAAAUAUUCACCACCGUAUAUCCGAGCGCUUCUCCCAGCGCACCUGACGUUAUACCAUUAUGGAUUGUCGUCCUGUCGGCUUGUGCAGGCGCAAUUAUUCUCUUGCUACUCAUCUUCCUACUCUACAAGUGUGGCUUCUUCAAGAGAAACCGGCCGACCGACGCAGCCGAGAGGCAGCCGCUGCGAAACGGUAACUACGACCAAUAAACUGCGCAGCAAUGAUUGUUUACUCCGCCGCUAAUCGAAGCACUCCUCCAAAGAUGGUUUUCCAAACUGCGAUGAUAUGUGUCCUUGGCCUUCCAAGGAACACGGCGCGUGACGCCGACACUUGCAUCCUUGCGAAGUGGAGAAUGUUCCCGUUCAAGUUCACGUAAAAUAUGUGAACUAAUACGCGAUCGAUCGGCCAAAACAGAAAUCGCGAACAAUCCGAUUCUUACGGAUAAACAAACGCUCGCAUCUUCUUGGUAUUCACAAUACACAACCCAUCUUACACUCGUGUUUUGAGAAGCAUUCUUCCAUUGGCACCGCGAUACUUGACACACUAUAUCACAGUCACCACUUGCCUUUACCCGUAGUUUUAAUUCCGUAGCUUUCGCAAAUACGCAUUAUAUGUAGAAACACGGUUCGUCACUUCGUGCCGGUCGGAGCAACACUGACGGAUUUGAUCGCCAACCCAAAGUUCCGAGAUGGCGCAUUCGUCGAUUUUCAAAUUUUAGCAGAGUUCGGAACCGUCUUGAGUCGAAAUUUAGAAUACUGGGAUACACAAUUCACAAGUCAUUUUACUUAAUGUCGACGCGUACGACGAGCCUUUGAACUAGAUCUGAAUACCGCACUGUUUCACUUUACUACGAUGAAAUGUCACAGGGAAUAUUUCACCCGCUAUUGAUCACUGCAAAUUAUUAUUUAAUUACCGUGAAUCGUGUUCUUUUUACUUAUUUUUUUUUUUUAAACAAUGAACUCUAAUCGAACGAACGACUGUUUUAUACAUUACAAUAAUAUAUUUUGAUAUUUACAAUAAUCGAAACGAGUGCCUUGAUAUUCGAACGAAAAUAAUUUUGAAUUCUAUGAUGAGAAUGAGAGAAAGAGAAUUUCAGUAGCAAUUUAUAAUCACUUAUUGUACUGCCAAUGAAACUCCCUCCAGCUCCUGUAGCUCUCUUUUCAUUACAUGUAAUAUUAUAUGAGUUUCUAGUCAGAAACGUUUUUUUUUAUUAUUCGGUAAUUAUUAAACAGGCUGUAGUCUCGGAUAUUGAACUAAAAAU
Messenger RNA from Neodiprion virginianus, 6162 nucleotides. RefSeq names its product integrin alpha-PS2 (gene if). Gene Ontology annotation, cellular component: integrin complex; external side of plasma membrane. The record is from RefSeq and is a predicted model, not a curated record. Lineage: Eukaryota; Metazoa; Arthropoda; Insecta; Hymenoptera; Diprionidae. Gene Ontology annotation, biological process: cell-cell adhesion; integrin-mediated signaling pathway; cell-matrix adhesion. Gene Ontology annotation, molecular function: integrin binding. The transcript has 12 exons. Bases 365 to 5110 code for a protein of 1581 amino acids.